Theileria orientalis strain Shintoku is the source of this 138-nucleotide messenger RNA. RefSeq lists its product as hypothetical. Bases 1 to 138 code for a protein of 45 amino acids. The transcript has a single exon. NCBI's taxonomy places the organism in Eukaryota, Apicomplexa, Aconoidasida, Piroplasmida, Theileriidae. The record is from RefSeq and is a predicted model, not a curated record.
AUGGGUCACAGUGUUGCUAGGCUUACCUUUUGCAUUCAUUCGUGUGCCUUUUCCGGUGGCCUAACUCUAGAGUCAAGCAAGCCUUCGACCAAUACUAGUAAUCACGUAUAUGAACUUUUAAUUAUAUUUGUGACUUAA